Scomber japonicus (chub mackerel) is the source of this 1413-nucleotide messenger RNA. Its product is annotated as acidic mammalian chitinase-like. Lineage: Eukaryota; Metazoa; Chordata; Actinopteri; Scombriformes; Scombridae. Gene Ontology annotation, molecular function: chitin binding; chitinase activity. The coding region runs from base 1 to 1413 and encodes 470 amino acids. Gene Ontology annotation, cellular component: extracellular region. The record is from RefSeq and is a predicted model, not a curated record. The transcript has 11 exons. Gene Ontology annotation, biological process: chitin catabolic process; carbohydrate metabolic process.
AUGACCAAGCUUACCAUCCUUGCAGGAUUAUGCCUGGUGCUCUGCCAGCUGGCAACUGCCGACCAUGAGAUGAUAUGCUAUUUCACCAACUGGUCCCAGUACAGACCUGGAGAGGGCAAGUUCCUGCCACAGAAUGUGGACCCCUUCAUCUGUACCACCCUGAUCUAUGCCUUCUCCAUCCUCAACCAUAACAAUGAGCUGACUACCUAUGAAUGGAAUGAUGAUGUCCUGUACAAGUCUUUCAAUAGCCUGAAAAACAAGAAUCCUCAUCUGAAGACUCUGCUGGCUGUUGGUGGAUGGAACUUCGGUUCAAGACAGUUCUCCAUCAUGGUGUCCACUCCAGCCAACCGCCAGAGGUUCAUCCAGUCUUCUAUCAAAUUCCUGAGGACUCAUGGAUUUGAUGGUCUGGAUCUGGACUGGGAGUACCCUGGAGCUCGUGGAAGUCCCCCAGAGGACAAACCGAGGUUCACUCUGCUCUGCAGGGAACUUGUUGCUGCCUAUGCAGCUGAAGCUAAGGAGACCGGCAAGCCUCAGCUCAUGCUGACUGCUGCAGUGGCUGCUGGAAAGGGAACCAUCGAUGGCGCAUAUGAAAUUGCUGAGAUUGCCAAAGAACUGGACUUCAUCAAUGUGAUGACAUAUGAUUUUCAUGGAACUUGGGAGCAGUUCACUGGACACAACAGCCCUCUGUACCGCGGCUCUGAGGACUCCGGUGAUCUCAUCUACUUUAACACCGACUUUGCCAUGAAGUAUUGGAGAGACCAGGGUACCCCACUGGAGAAGCUGAGGAUGGGUUUUGCUACCUAUGGUCGUACUUUCCGUAUGACAUCAUCAGAGACUGGUGUUGGAGCCCCAGCUAACGGCCCUGCAGCGGCUGGAUCAUACACACGUGAAGCUGGCUUCUGGGCCUACUAUGAGAUCUGUGGCUUCCUGAAGGGCACCACCAUCAACUGGAUUGAAGACCAGAAAGUUCCAUAUGCCUUUAAGAACAAUGAGUGGGUGGGAUUUGAUAACAAGGAGAGCUAUGAGACCAAGGUGCGAUACCUGAAGGAACAGAAGUUUGGCGGUGCCUUUGUGUGGGCCCUCGAUUUGGAUGACUUUGCUGGACGAUUCUGUGGAGAGGGACCACACCCUCUGAUGUAUCAUCUCAACAAACUUCUUAAUAUCGUGCUGCCCCCACUGCCUCCUACCACCACCCCCAAACCUGGUGCUAGCACCACCAAACCAACCACCACUACCACCACCACCACCCAUGCUCCAGGGCCCGGAUUCUGUAAUGGCAAACCUGACGGUCUGUACACCAACCCAGACGACAAGUCCACCUUCUACAUGUGCGCUGCUGGUGUCACCCAUGUGAGGCCAUGUGGAACUGGAUCUGUCUUUGAUGAUAGCUGCAAAUGCUGCGUCUGGCCAUGA